UGUUUCCCUUCAGCUUCCAGUUUUUGUCAUUAGGAGCAAUGGGAGCCCUGAUCUUGGCUGAUCCGAGUAAUUCCCUCAAGAUUUCAUUGUGUCAUUUUGGGUUUAAUGUUGUACUGGCGAUAGUAUCUCUUGGAGCUCCACCCCAGAUGGUAACUCUUAUAGAAGGAAGUUUACCUUUUAAGACUUCUAUACUGGGUGGAGUUUCAUUUAUGAUGUUUCAGUAUAUCCCUAAUGAAAUACUUAUCAGUUAUGACUUGCUAUUGGGCCUAAUAGAGCCUCUCUAUGCAAUAUUUGAGGUAUGCCAACUUAUUAACUUAUCGUUUCUCAUAUCCAGGUGGAUGAAAAGUAAGAUGGAUUAUGAAAGAGAAGGGAUUAACCUCCAGUUCACAGUCGUGCUAGCACUUUCGCUCUCUAUCACAAGUAUCCUCAUGGCUAUCUAUCUGUUCGUUCAAAGCUUAACUGAAGCAGAGCUCAGCACGCUGAAUAUCUUAGCUAUCUCGGCGUGAAUUUUGAUAUCAGUCUUCAUAUGAGUAGUUUGAAUUUUAUCUGAACAAGAGGAUUCCAAUAUCAUGAAUGGAGGCCUCUUCAGUAUGUUUCUAGCUUACAACACAAGAGGAAUUAUUCGCAAAGGUAAUCUAAUCGCUUUAAAAUCUACCAUCCAGGAAGAGGCUCCUUCUUUGAUUAGAAGUUUGUUAUCCAAAGCCUAUCUAGUCCAAAAAAGACUCUCAAAUUAUCUGUCAAGUUUCAUCUUAGAAGGAAACUCUGGUUAUAGCAUUAUCGGAUUCUUUGAGUUUCAUAAGAAAGACAACCUUAUAUCUCUGUUACUAGGAAUCACCUUGAUCUUAGCACUUCCAUUCACUCAAAAGGAAUGGUUUAGAGAUGGCUCUAGUUUUGAUGAGUCUGAAGAAGAUUCAGACAUCCCUAAGCCAACUGAGGUAGAUUUAAGGUGGGAGGACAGGAAAGCCCAGUGCUUCUAUUACCUUGUAAAUGCAAUCUUGGUGCUUAUAACCACCAACUAUGCAUUCAAAUCAAUGGAUUAUAGCAGUUAUAGUGAGAACUAUUGGGUCUCAUUCUUGAGUUCACUUUGAACCCCAAUAGCUGGUAUUGCUUAUUUUUUGUAUAAGCUGUCAGUAAGUCCUGAUUGUGACUAAUAAGUUGUAAAUUUCAACAACCCG
Messenger RNA from Moneuplotes crassus, 1175 nucleotides. NCBI's taxonomy places the organism in Eukaryota, Ciliophora, Spirotrichea, Euplotida, Euplotidae. The record is from the annotation of a GenBank genome assembly.